AUGCAAGAUGGACCUGCGCAGUAUGCAAGUUGGACCUGCGCAGUUAUGCAAGUUGGACCUGCGCAGUAUUGCAAGUUGGACUGCGCAGUAUGCAUGUUGGACCUACGCAGUAUGCAAGUUGGACCUACGCAGUCUGCAAGUUGGACCUGCGCAGUAUGCAAGUUGGACCUGCGCAGUAUGCAAGUUGGACCUGCACAGUAUGCAAGUUGGACCUGCGCAGUAUGCAAGUUGGACCUGCGCAGUCUGCAAGUUGGACCUGCGCAGUAUGCAAGUUGGACCUACGCAGUCUGCAAGUUGGACCUGCGCAGUUUGCGAGUAGACCGGUCUAUACUACUAUGUAUAUUCCAGCCUACGGACGCCAGAAAGCAUUAUCCUUGUUACGAUCCAUCCUCUAAGAGCAACUUCACAAUCACUCUCGCAGACCUUCCAGGCUACAUAGCACUCUCCAACAUGCCUGUCCAGAGUCCAGCGCGAGGUAUGGACGCUCCGAGCACAGGACUGACGGAGGUGGUGUUCCAGAGGUCGGUAAACAUGGUCACUUACCUCGUCUGUUUCAUCGUCUGCGACUUCGACUACGUGGAAACCUUCACCCAGGACCAGAAGCCCUUCAGGGUUUACGCCGUGUCAGACCAGAUUAACCGAGCCAACUACUCCCGUGACCUCCGGCGACAGCGUCUUGAACUUCUACAGGAUUACUUGAAAGCAAUGCUGAAAGGAUAUUUUUUAUUGUGUCAGUGUUCCUGUGGUCGUCACGGGAAGUUGGUCUCAGCAAAGAGUCUCCAUAUAUUCGUCGACAUAUCUGUUUACUCAGAUUUCCUCUUUGCAUCUUGUGUGACUGUGUCGUGUGUGUUGCGGAGAGCAGUCACCUUGGAGUGGUGGGACGACCUCUGGCUCAAUGAAGGCUUUGCUAGCUACAUCGAAUACAAGGGCGUCGACCACUAUGAGAAGGACUGGGAUAUGAUGGGACAGUUUCUGGUUGAUGACUUACAGAAGGUGAUGACACUAGACGCUCAACUCACCUCACACCCCAUCGUGCAGCCCGUCAACCAUCCUGAUGAGAUCACUGAAAUAUUCGAUGCUAUCUCCUAUAGCAAGGGCGCAUCGGUUCUGCGCAUGCUGGAGAGCUUCAUUGGUUCGGAGCAGUUUCGUAUGGGCGUGAGGAACUUCCUGCGACGCUACAAGUUCGCCAACGCUGUCACACAGGACCUGUGGAGGGAGCUGGAGGAGGUGCUGGAGACCAAGCUGGACAUCAGCAGCAUCAUGGACACCUGGACACGACAAAUGGGUUUCCCAGUUAUCAACAUCACCACCUCCUCUCAUGACCAGACGCAGCUGGAGGUACGACAAAUGAGGUUCCUGAGUGACCCUGAGGCUGAGAGUCGUGACGACUCACCUUACGGCUACACCUGGGACAUACCCGUCACAUUCAUCAGUGAUGUGUCUACACGACAACAAUUGUGGUUCUACAGGAACAUGGACAAGUUGACUUUAAGGAAACCUUCCGGUGCAUCGUGGAUCAAGUUCAACGUAGGUCAGUACGGUUAUUAUCGUGUCAACUACGAGCCUUCCAUGUGGCAAGAUCUCAUCUCCCUCAUACACAGCAAUCCUCAGGCUCUCGACGUGACUGAUCGCGCUAGCUUACUGGACGAUGCAUUUAACCUAGCUAGCGCGGGGAAAAACCUGCCCUAUGACACUGUACUCUCCCUCGUGGCCUACCUCAAACACGAGAGCCAUUACAUCGUCUGGACCACCGUUGCUACACACCUCGACAAGAUGGCCAGACUCCUCAGGUCUACUAAUUCCUACCCGUAUUUAAGAGUGAUGAAUUUAUUCCAGAAAUAUAUGGUUGGUCUUGUGAGUGAUCACGUAGAAAAGUUUGGCUGGAACGAUACAGGAACUCACUUGGAGAGACGCACCAGGCUUGUGUUGAUGUUCCUAGCGUGUAGUAAUGGAUAUGAACCUUGCCUUGAGGGAGCCUACCAGCGCCUGCAAGCCUGGAUCGUGGAUCCCAGCUACUAUAUACCCCCAAACACACGUUCUCUCGUGUACCGUUACGGCAUACAGAAGGCAGGUGCUGAGGAAUGGGAGGUGAUGCUGCAGCGCUACAUCUCGGAGACCAACGCUCAGGAGAGAGUCAAGCUAGCACUUGGACUGGCUAACAGCAAGGAGGACUGGAUAAUUCAGAGGCUGUUGAUGGUGUCGAGGAACGAAAGUGUAGUAAGGAGCCAAGACUACUUCAGUCUUCUGAACGACAUCGCGAAAAAUCCCUGGAGCACUUACAUUGUCUGGAAUUUCGUCAAGUCUCACUGGAAGGAGAUGGUACAGCGGUUCACCCUGAACAACCGCUAUCUGGGUCGUAUGGUGAAGCUUGUGUGCACGCAGUUUACCUCUCCCAGUCAACUACAAGAGAUGAAAGACUUCUUCCAACAAUAUCCGAACGCUGGGUCAGGAGCUCGCUCGCGCCAGCAAGCUCUGGAAGAGGUGGAGGGCAACAUCAAGUGGAUAGAGCAGCAUGGCGAGUCUCUCAACCGGUGGUUCCUCGGGCAAAAUGCUGUCUUGUAAUGGGAAAAUGUUUGAAUGAGUGGGAAAUUUGGCUGACUAGAUACUUCUAGAAAUACCAUACACCAGGGACGAAGGAUGUCUUGGUACUCCCGCAUACCUGAAAAUCUCCAGAUAAUUAAAACCCAUUUAAACCAUCAGAAACCUCUUAGAGAACCUGAAACUUAAUAGGUAUUAUCUUCCAGGGAGUUAGAAACUGUCUGCAUAAGCAGAAAAUAUUUAAAAAAUAAUAUAUAUAUUUUAGAAAGCUAGAAAAUGUUUAUAUUAAAAAAAUGUACAAAUACUUUAACGUUAGAAAUGCAAUCCAUGUCAUAGGAUGCUCAUAAUUUUUUACUUUUUAGACUAUUGGAAUUCACUUUCAGGUUAGUAACAUUAGAAGAAUAGACAGCCCCCCCCCAAUACAAAAAAAAUACAGAAAAUUUGAGAAAUUUAAACUCUCUAGAAACUUGAUACUCUGCAAAUUUUUCACUUAAACAAUUGUUAGGUCCUCGUAGAGCAGUCAGAUGGGAAACUCUUGAAAGAACGGAAAAUUCAUUGAUAGCAAUACUAACUUCUACUGAAAUUUAAAACUUUGCAAAAACGAGAGCUUCAAAACCUAAGAAAUUUACUCAGAAAGAGUUUUGUUUGAAGAUUUAUAAUUAAAGAAGUUGUUGUAAAUACUAUUUAAGAAGGAAAUUCCUAAACUAAAGUAAAUUGGAACAAUAUUAAAUGAAAACAUUUCACAAAUAUCACUUCUGUUGUUUCCUCAUAGCCUAGAUAGCUUACGUAAGACAUUUCUUAAACCUGGGACUACACUGCUGUUUCCUGGGACUACACUGCUGUUACCUGGGACUACACUGCUGUUACCUGGGACUACACUGCUGUUACCUGGGACUACACUGCUGUUACCUGGGACUACACUGCUGUUACCUGGGACUACACUGCUGUUACCUGGGACUACACUGCUGUUACCUGGGACUACACUGCUGUUACCUGGGAAACUAUACAAGUAUAUAUGAAUCUAUGAGUAAAUAUCCCAGGCAUGCAAAACAACAACAAAGGGGGGGGAUUAAGUUAAAUGAUAUUUUUAGGCCUUUCGUGUUGCAAUCAACACAUCAGGAGCCUGCAAUGUUGCAGAAAAGAGGAGGAGGUCCAAGCAGAUACGAUUACAGGGAACGCAUUUGCUGUGCAGCAAAGGAGUUCAAUAUGAUCGUAUCUGCUUGGACCUCCUCCUCUUUUCUGCAACAUUGCAGGCUCCUGAUGUGUUGAUUGCAACAAAAGGCCUAAAGCUAUCAUUCAACUCCCACAGUAGUUGUUUUUCAUCUUGUAUCACCUGUUCGUGAUCUUUGCAUCCUACAUAUAUUCGUGAUAAUGUACCUGUGUUGUUAAUACACGAACUAACUUAAAAGAGAUAAUAUAACAGCAACACAAGAGGACCCAUAAAACCGAUAACGUCUAAACAAUAGAUUUCAUUAGUUUCAGUUAUUCUUGUAUAUUUUUAGUGUAAAUAAAAUAUUUCUAAAAUUUAAAGAUUUAUUUAAUAAAUGAUAAUUUUUUUUUCACAUCUGUCAAGUGUGUCAUCAAAUUUUUAUAGAGUAUGUGUGUGCGUGUAUGAGUAUUAUAUAUACAUUAUAUCGGCGAGUUAGGCAUAACUAAAAGUCUGUUUUUUCCUGCCGAAUAAGUAGUGAAAUUUUUUUUCCUUCAAUCUGUGAAAAUGAAUCUUAACAUAACGAAAAAUAUAUAAAUCACUGAUUUUAAAAACAUUAAAUAAAUUU
Cherax quadricarinatus is the source of this 4313-nucleotide messenger RNA. NCBI's taxonomy places the organism in Eukaryota, Metazoa, Arthropoda, Malacostraca, Decapoda, Parastacidae. The record is from RefSeq and is a predicted model, not a curated record.